UAUCUUCAGAACUAUGCUCCAAAACUGCAGAAACUAUGUGAAGGGCUGGGAUACUUCUUCCUUUCUGUCCAUUUCCCUGUUGAGCGUGCGAAUGACUGUGCACAACUGAGAAAAUAUGAAGCUGAGAAAAGCUCACUAGCCAUUCUGUUCAUGAGUUCAUUUUUACCCAGCUGUAUAUUGGAGGACUGCGAAUGUUUAUUCUUGAGGAACCCAGAAGUCAGACCUUUGCUUAUCUGCCAUAGAAGGGAGAGUGGGAAAGCAAUCACUGAAACUGCACAGCAGUUACUAGAUAGAGUUUUUGAAGUCAACAAGGCAAAUAAAGCUAAGAUCAUUAAUCACAGUGGAGAAGCAGAGGAAGGUGUAUGCCAGACAUUCACCCAACUAGAAAAGAUUAUUAAACAGGAACUGCUGGGUUGUGAAACCACAGACCUUGAAAACAAGGAUUCUGGAAUUGAGAGCGACUCUACCUGUCCGGAGGAAGAUGACUUUGGAGAAGUACUGUUGGAUAUGCAUUAUGAGCAAGAACAGAUGGAGGCUUUCUAUCAGGCUUCAAAGUCCACGUGUGAACUUGGAUUUGAGAAGUAUUAUGAACAUCUGAAUGAUCUGGUUGCUGCCCCUGCACCUAAUCCACCCAUUUUGGUAUCGGGAGGUCCUGGCUCAGGAAAAUCUUUGCUUCUCUCAAAGUGGAUUGAACUCCAGCAGAAGUGCUCACCAAGCACUCUAAUACUUUAUCAUUUUGUUGGAAGACCUCUCUCUACCAGUUCAGAAUCAUCACUAAUAAUCAAACGUUUCACUUUAAAGCUGCUACAGCCUUCAUUGUCAUCGUUGUGCAUGGAACCCAUUAAACUUUUGGAAGAAUUUCCUCGCUGGUUGGAGAAGCUCUCUGCCUGUCACCAAGGGAGCAUCAUCAUCAUUAUUGAAUCUGUAGAUCAAAUACAGCAUGCUGAAAGACACAUGAAGUGGCUGAUUGACCCACUGCCUGUGAAUGUCAGAGUAAUUGUCUCAGUAAAUGUGGAAACAUGUCCACAACCUUGGAGGUUGUGGCCAACACUGCACCUUGAUCCAUUGAGUCCCAAGAAUGUGAAAGCUCUGAUUGCUGCGGAAUGUCAGUGUGCUGACAUCAAAUUGUCCAGGGAACAGGAGAAAACCUUUGAAAGACACUGUCGAUCUGCUGCAACAUGUAAUGCCUUGUAUGUUGCCCUCCUUGCUAAAAUGUUUACUUGUAUCCAAGGUGCAGGAAAUAUUAAUGACUUACUACAGGCCUAUUUCCAGUGCCAGGACACAGUGUCACUGUAUAAGCUAGUAUUCAAGUCUGUGCUGGAAUCUUUGCCAAAUGAGCAUGACAAACUCUUAAUGAAAGAGAUUCUUUGUGUGAUCUGUAUAAGUCGGAAUGGUGUAAGUGAAUCAGAACUGAUGGAACUGUAUCCAGAACUUUCCUGGCUCACACUGGCCUCUCUUGUGCAUAGUCUGCAGAGACUGUGUGUGCUAACAUAUGGUUGUGGACUUCUCAAGUUUCAGCAUCUCCAGGCAUGGGAAGCAGUAAACCAUGAAUAUCUAAAUGAAGGAACAAGUUUUAUUUCUUCAUACAGGCAAAAACUGAUCAAUUAUUUUACACAGCAAAUAUGGUAUGAGUCCUUGUCUCUUCGGAGCGGGGACCCCCUUCCAUGGCUACUACAGCAGCAAAGGCAAAGUCAAAAACUCCAUUCAUGCUAUUUAAGUGCUUUUGUUACUAAAAAUUUGUGGAAGAGGGGACAUUUGGCUGAUUUACUGAGCUACUGGCAGCUGGUUGGUAAAGAUAAGAACUCUAUGGCUUCUGAAUAUUUUGAUUCUUUAAAACAAUAUGAAAAGAUUUCUGAUGGAGAGGCCAAUCUGAGACGUUUGGCAGACCUCUACGAAACCUUGGGGCGGUUUCUUAAGGAUCUGGGCCUCCUAAGUCAGGCUGUGGCACCAUUGCAGCGGUCUUUGGAGAUUCGUGAAACAGCACUGGACCCUGACCAUCCUAGUGUGGCUCAGUCACUGCACCAACUGGCAGGUCUGUAUGUUCAGUGGAAGAAGUUUGGAAAUGCUGAGCAGCUUUACAAGCAAGCACUAGAAAUCAAUGAAAACGCUUACGGAACUGAGCAUCCAAGGGUAGGACGUGAGCUUGAUUCACUGGCAAUGCUGUAUCAGAAGCAAAACAAGUACGAACAAGUUGAACAGCUAAGAAAAAGAUCAUCGAAAAUCAAGCAAAAGACUGCAUGGCAGAAAGGAAACAUGUAUGGAUUUUCUCUUCGCCACCGCCGUGUACUACAGCUAGAAGAACUGACUUUAGGUAGUGAUUCACCUGAAAAUGCUAGAACACUGAAUGAGUUAGGGGUACUCUACUACUUGCAAAACAAUUUAGAGGCAGCGGAAAUUGCUCUAAAACGCUCUCUGGAAAUGAGAGAGCGAGUCCUUGGUCCAGAGCAUACUGACUGUGCUCAAUCUCUGAACAACUUGGCAGCUCUGUAUAAUGAAAAGAAGGAAUUGGACAAAGCUGAGGAACUGUACAAGAGGGCUCUUGAUAUACGCCGGAAAUUACUGGCACCUGACCAUCCAUCCCUAGCCUAUACUGUGAAACAUCUUGCAGUCCUUUACAAAAAGAGAGGAAAACUUGACAAAGCUGUGCCACUGUAUGAGCUAGCUGUAGAAAUACGACAGAAGUGUUUUGGCUCAAAACAUCCCAGUGUGGCUACUGCACUCGUAAACCUGGCUGUGUUAUAUUGUCAGCUGAAGAAGCACAGUGAAGCCUUACCUUUGUAUGAGCGAGCUUUGAAGAUCUACGAGGACAGUUUAGGUUGUACUCAUCCUAGAGUGGGGGAAACACUGAAAAAUUUAGCAGUUCUGAGGUAUGAAGAGGGAGAUUUUGAAAAAGCUGCUGAACUGUAUAAAAGGGCCAUGGACAUAAAAGAGACGGAAAUCUGCCUAAUAGAAGGAAAAGUGCGAUCUAUGCAUUCAUCCAGUGGUGACACCUUUAGUUUAAAGAACAUGUUGCGGCCAAAUGCUUACCCCGAGUAGAAAUACGUGAUGCCUGUUGAAAAACACCAGUGAAUAACUUGCUACAGUGUCUGAGGAAAAUCUGCAUUACUAGAGUCCAGACUGUGGACAACUAUAGAAAACGUGAAAGGAGAGUUGACAGCUGAAAGCGAUGGCAAAAUGAGUACCACUGUAAUUGUCCUUCAUAACCAUGCACAUUUCUUCAGCAUAUGUUUGUGGAUAGUCUUGAUAACUCAAUGCUGCUGUUUGAUUCUGGGUAGAAUUGUUUUGAUGUCUCAAGUGCUGCUGUUUGAUCAUGGGUGGGUGUACCUUUCCACUGGAAUAUUUACGUACUAGAACUGCUGAUGUUUCUUUACUUAAAAAAAAAAAGUUGCCUUAAUAUAAAUGUAAGCCUGUCUUAACUUCAGCAAAUUGGCUGUAGAAGGAAGUCACUGCUGUGGUUGGUAAGUUAAAUCCUGAAAAUCCCUAGAAUGUUAUCCUGCCACAGGUAUCCAUUGCACUAGUCCUAAAGGAGCUGGCUUUGCAACUGGCUAGCUUGGGCACUUGCCAAACUAACCUGCUCCUUCAUGUCCCCACUAACACUACCACAUCAUUGAACUUGGUUAACUGGAUUCCCCUGGCAGGUAAUAUAUCCCCUCCAGCUUUACAGGUAUAACCUUUCUCAUUUUGUCUGAAUUUGGGUUUCAGAUGUAAAAAUUGCAUUUUAUUUCCCUUGUUUGUUAAAUUAUGAAAAGUGGUUUCAAACAUUAAAAAAGUAUAAAGCACUGUAUUUUGCCAGGGUAGCAAAACCUGACUUAAAUUUAAAUUUAAAGAUGUUAUUUUUCCCAUAUCAGAACUGUUUCCAGUAGUGAUAUACACAUUAAUCCAUAGCAUAUACUGCAACUGCAUCACACACUGAGGCCCAUCUUCAGUAUGGGACUUUCAAAUCAUGUAUGUAAGCAGAAGCAGUCAUGAAGUUCCAUCCUGCGUGACCUUUAAUACAUAUUGUCAAGUCAAACAUCUUUCUGUCUAGUUUGUGAUGUCAGCAGUUUCUACUGUGCUGCUUGAUCACUGACUUAGCCACAUACCUUUUCAUAAAGAAAUGUUUGUGCAUUAUGUAAAUCCCUGAUAGUCUUCCGGUUUCAUUCCUCCAUACCAUGUUGGUUGAUGUUUUUCUUCUGAUGAAAGUCUUACCUGUUAAUUGAAGUGAAAUGGUAAUGCUAACCCUGCUCUACAAUACCUUUGUGUGUGUAUAUCUGUAACAUACGUCUCUGGUAUGCUAGCAGAUAUAUGCAUAGUUUUCCCCUGGUUGCACAGUAGAACUCUGAUUGUGACUCUGUGGUGUCUUAGUUGUAUAGUUUCCAUUUCCCUUUAAUCCUUUUUCAAGGCUGAAGCAGCUGUACCCAGAAUUUCAGACAGGACCUCACUAAUGGCUGAAAAAUACCUGUGUGAUACUAUUAGUUAGGUCUCUAGUGCUGGUGUUUGUUCAUCCUGUUUGAGUGAAUGGGUUCCAAGAGUUAUGGGGUUAUUCAUUGCAGGGAAGGCUGUACAAAGAAGAUCUCUUAGAAGAAUCUGCAAGAUUGCAUAGAGGGAUAAGGACUUUAAUAUGCCAAAGAAGCUAUGAAUUCUAAGAUCCAAAGUCAUUUUAGUGAAAAAACGGUGAGGUCUGUCAAUGUGGUUUAUAGGCAUUAUAUAAAAUGAUGGGCAUAGUAAGGGGGAAUGAAGUGGAACUUUAACUUCUGUGGAUCUUGAGAGGAUACCUUGAAGGACAAGUUCUGCAAGAUAGAAUGAUUUUCUAAAUGUGAUAGAGAUGUGGUGGUCAAAUUUAAGUGGAAUGUUAUCUGUAUGGUAUGUGGCAUUGGUGGUGGAUUUGCCAAAGGAAACCACAGUGGAUACCCUAUCAGUGAUGGUAAGUCAGUGAGUGACCCACCAAGCAUUUGUGUGCUUGCUCUAGCCUCUGCUGUUAAAUUUUAUUAUCAGAAUGGGAUAUGAUGACUGCCCUCAGUUUGCAGUUACUAGCAAAUUAGCCAUAGUCCAUUUAAUACUAGCUUUCACAUCAGAGAAAUAUAUGCAAAAGAAGAUAGCACCCAGGACAGAGCCUUGUGGGACUCUGUUUAUAAUACUUCUUUGUCUUAUCGGAGAUCCCCAAUCUUAACAAUAUGUGUGUGUGUCAGUUAGCUAUCCAAUGAACUAGAUAUGGAUUAAUGUUGAUUUUGGGAGAGUUUGUUAAUCCCAACAUGGGGAGCAGAGCUAAAGCCUUUUCAAAGUUUAGUUUGUCAGCAUGGACUGUAUAAUUUUUAUCCAUGAUCUCGGUGACCCUUUUGAAGAACUCUACCAAACUGAGCAGACUUGUUCUGCCUUUUAAAUUACUAAAUUGGUGUGCAUCCAGGGAUAUAUAAUCAUAUAGAUUGAUUAUUAGUUAAAAUUAUUCCAUAUUCUUGGAAAUAUACUGGUGAGACUGGUAAGCCUAUAACAGUAGUGAAGGGAUUACAUUUAUGCUCCACAACAGUUGUUCUCCACACUUCGAGAAGUAACCAUUGCAGAAGCUCUGGUUGAAGAGUUGAUGGAGGAUUUUGUUGGGCGUGGCUUAGUACUUCUCGGCAAACAUUGAAAGAUUUUGUCAGGACCCAUGUAAUUAAGUAUUUUUAAUUCUGGAACUUCUCAAAAGGACUUGGUCAGAGUGAUUUUGGAGGCAAAGUACAAAGGGAAAUGAAGACGCAGAUGGGAGAACGGAUGGUGUGAAGUUGGAAGAGAAUUGGUCUGCAAAAAUAUUAGCACUGUCUUUGGGGGUGGGUCACCGAAGGAAGUAGCAUUACAGAUAUGUUUAAUGUAAUUGUUGUUUACUUCUAAGCUUACUAAUUUUGCUGAAGAAGGUUUUAUGGUGGCCUUUUGAAUUGUUUGCAGCACUAAGUUCAUAGCUGAUUUUGCAUUUCCUAAUGGUAGAGUUGAGGGAUUCACUUACUGUUUUAAAUCCCUUUUAUAAUGAUGAAAUGGAGAUCUUUAUAAAUGGCCAGGAAUAUUCCCUUUUUAGUUAGAAAUUAUUGAUGUUGGAGUUUUAAUAUGGGUUUAGUUUUAAACUUAUAAUUAUGCUUGUGUCAUAUUGGUAUAGAUAUCUCAAGACAUCCAUCUAAGCAAGCAAGCUAUGAUGGCCUUGAGCGUGGACAGUACAGGGGAAAUAAUGAAUCACCCAGGGGUGCUGUGAUGCCCAGCAUUACAAGAAGAGUUCCUCGUCACCCCUGGAAAGUCUCUUAUUUCCCAUGCAACAUCCACCCUGGAGAGCAUUAAUGCACGUGGAUAAUGAGCUGUUAAAAAUGUUUUGUAUUUUUUAUUACUGUAUACAGUUUUAUCACUUUUUUUGUUCAUCCACCCUAUAGUUUCAUAGUGCUGUAGCAUACACAAGUAUUUUUGAGCAAGUGUUUUGUAUCCAAAUUGUAAGUUAUUUAAAUAUUUAAUCUAUGUCUGUCUGUUUGUCUGUGUGUGUAUAGGUCCCCUACGGAAUUUCGAAGCUUAAAACUUCAAAAUCCUGAACGGAGAUUGGCAUACAGCACGAAACGGGCGAUUUCCCUUUUCCUCGGUAUAGUGUGAUCUCGGAGUUGGUAUAUUUAAGUUGCAGGGGAUGUGCGGGGUGCAGGGGGGCUUGCCCCCUUGCAGAAACAUGUUUUGUGAUGUGUUGACUGCUUUUGGAGACGGUGGUUCUUAAUUUCGAGAUUCCAACAUCUCUAGGUUCUGAAUUCGAUAUUCUGAACUUCGGGCUUUUGGUAUUUUGUAAUUAAGAAGU
Molecule: messenger RNA, 6772 nt
Organism: Protopterus annectens (West African lungfish)
Lineage: Eukaryota; Metazoa; Chordata; Ceratodontiformes; Protopteridae
Gene: NPHP3
Product: nephrocystin 3
Exons: 26
Biological process (GO): kidney development; convergent extension; determination of left/right symmetry
Molecular function (GO): protein binding
Source: RefSeq, a predicted model, not a curated record